Messenger RNA from Triticum turgidum subsp. durum (durum wheat), 1158 nucleotides. Lineage: Eukaryota; Viridiplantae; Streptophyta; Magnoliopsida; Poales; Poaceae. The record is from the annotation of a GenBank genome assembly.
AUGGCGGUGGCGUCGACUCCGCCUCUGCAGCUUGUCAUAGCCGCGCUUCUUGCGCUGUCCCUGUCCACGACAGCGUCCUCGUCGCCUGCGCCGGCGAACCGGAGCAGCUGCUACAAGCGUCUAUUCAGCUUCGGCGACUCUCUGACCGACACCGGCAACUACAUCAUCCACUACUCGAACGCGUCAGGGCCGGUCCUAGCGCUGCCAUACGGCGAGACCUUCUUCGGCCGCCCUACCGGCCGAUGGUCCGACGGCCGCCUCAUCAUCGACUUCAUCGUGGAGAGGCUGGGGUUCCAGUACUGGCCGGCGUACCUGAAGGGGGCGGCCGGGAAGUCGCCGGCGGAGGAAUUCCGGUACGGCACCAAUUUUGCGGUUGCGGCCGCCACGGCGCUGAGCCAGGAUUUCUUCCUGGAAAAGAACCUCAGGGUGGACCUGCUUACCCCGAGCCCGAUCCCCCCUUACUCCCUCGGCGUCCAGAUCGACUUGUUCAAGAAAGUGCUCGCCAUGCUCGCCUCCACGGACCAAGAGAGGAAGGAGGUGAUGUCGAGCUCGCUGUUCCUGGUGGGGGAGAUCGGCCUCAACGACUACAACCACCCCUUCUUGCAGAACAAGACCCUGGAAUGGGUCAGGCCCCUCGUGCCCCAGGUCAUCAGCUCCAUCGUUCUGUCCAUCGAGGCUCUGAUCGAGCUAGGCGCCAAGACCAUGUAUGUGCCGGGCAUCUUCCCGCUGGGGUGCACCCCGCUGUACCUCUCCCUCUUCCCCGGCGACGACCGCGACCCUGCCACGGGCUGCCUCCGGGGGGUCAACGACCUCAUCCUCGCCCACAACCACAUGCUGGAAACCAAGCUUGAGGAGCUCCGCCGUGACCACCCCGGCGUGUCCAUCACCUACGUCAACUCCUACGACAACGUCCUCGGCCUCAUCACAGCGCCCACCCAAAACGGCAAGCGGUUCGACAAGGAAACGGUGCUGGAGGCGUGCUACCCCGUCUUCAUUUCUGGGUCGGCGGCGGUUCCGUGCGUGGACCCGUCCAAGCACGUGAAUUUCGACGGCCUGCACAUGACGGAGGCGGUGUACAAGCUCAUGGCCCGCGGGAUGCUCGACGGCCCGUUCGCCGCGCCGUCCAUCAUGUCCACCACAUGCAACCACGGCUGCUAG